AUGGAGUCGCAGAUCAUCGCGGAGCACGCCGUCAUCUCGACGCGCGAGGCCAUGGCCGACAAGCUGCUGCAGCUGCGCGGGCUGGCGCGCGAGUUCGACGACCUGCAGGCCACGUACGACCGAGUGGUCGCCGAGCGGAAGGACGACUACGAGAAAGGAAGCGUGCAGGAGCUCAACUUCAAAAGUAGCCUCGAAAACUUGGUCACCAAGUUCGAGGACACGAAAAUCAUAUUACAACAGAAAAUUAAAAAACUCGAAAAUGGGCUGGAGCUGCUGCAGCGCUGGCAGCGCGCGGCGGAGGCGGCGCGCGGCUGGCUGCAGCGCCUGGACGCCUGGCUGCAGCAGCAGGACGUGCCGCUGGCGCAGCAGGACGCGCUGGAGCUGCUGCUUCAGCGCAGCAACCAAUUCGAGGAAGAGAAGCAGACGUACAAAGCCGAAAUAGACACAGUAGAAAGCACCAAAGAAUCGAUUCUCGAGGAUUGCGACGACGCCAUCGCUAAGAUGGUACAGAACGAAACGAAGAGUCUAGUGAAACGAUACGAGAGCGUCACGGAGAAGGCGUUCCGACUGAACGAGGAGCUGCGGAGGGGACUGGAGCGCACCGAGGCGGUGUUCCGCAAGAUAGCGGACAUGGAGGCCUGGCUGCAGGACCUGGAGGCUCAGCUGCCGGCCGAGCACGAGUGCCGCAUCACCGACUCCGCCGAGCUCUACCAGAUGAAGGCGCGCUUCCAGGCGCUCAAGGACAAGUGCGACGACCACACGCAGCAGUUCCGCAACCUCAACGACUGCAGCGGCGACAUGCUGGUGUCGGCGGGCGCGGCCGGUGCCGAGCUGGCGCGCCGCGUCACCAGGCUCAACGCGCGCUGGACGCACGUCACGCACGGCGUGUACGAGCGCUACAAGGUGCUGGCGGAGGCGUGGCACGAGAGCGGCGAGCUGCGCGCGUGGCUGACGCAGGAGCGCGCGUGGCUGGACGGUAGUAGUGUAGUAGUAGUGUACGAGCGCUACAAGUCAGUACCUGCAGUAGUCAGUGUCGCAGGGUGCUGGCGGAGGCGUGGCACGAGAGCGGCGAGCUGCGCGCGUGGCUGA
Molecule: messenger RNA, 1089 nt
Organism: Spodoptera littoralis (African cotton leafworm)
Lineage: Eukaryota; Metazoa; Arthropoda; Insecta; Lepidoptera; Noctuidae
Source: the annotation of a GenBank genome assembly